GACAAUCAUCUCACAGUGACCGCUCGUCCCUGGGGUCUCCUGUACACAACUGUACAAAACGUCGGCUUCACUCCUCGUCUUCCACUGACUGUCUUCACCUCUCACCCGACAUCUACCCGGAGUUGCUUGUAUUCGGGUCUCAUGUGGAGUUUGGUUAACUAGUGACUCUCGUCAAGAGAGAUUGUAUACGGCAGUGUUUCAUUUGAUAGAGAUUGUGUGUCUGUGUUCGAAUCCUCUGUUCUCGGAAGCCUGUUUGUUCAGUGACGAAAACAUAUCGUUUUAAAACAGAGCCUCUGCCUCGCUGUUACGUGAAGCCCCAUACAUAUUUGAUCAGCGUUCUAUCUAGCUGGUAGGUGAGCAUCGGAACCGCUCGCCAAACGCCGGCGCCCACCUGGCUCAGGUAGAAGCAGACGACAUUCAACGCAGACGACACAAUGCUGGGUUUGACACUUGUGGCCUCCAAGCUUUAGGACGCAGGUGACACGGGUUGAUGACAGCAGCCCCACUGGGAUACAAUCAAGGAUGGGUUGAUAGUCAGAUUAAAGCUCCUACCCGAGAAAACUCUUUACCGUCAGUUUAACAGCACUGACGUUGAAGUAUUAUUGAUCUGGAUUUGUGGAAAAUUCAAUAUACUGGAAAGUUCGCCUAUGGUGACAUUUAUCCGUAUUUGGGCCCGUCACGAUCUGAUGAUUACGGACACGGAAAGAGUAAAAUACAUUAGGAUCAUGAUGAGUGUGGAAGUCAGUUAUAUAACAUGGUGAUCCUAUGAAUAGUUGCUCCCCUGACCACGAAGACCGGCGGAUGAUGAUAGAUGGACACACCAACACUUGGGUAGGUUUGGGAGUGUACGUCAUCCUGACCUAUCUCUGUUUUGAUACGGUGACGUGCGUAACGCCACAAUUCAGCGCACGCAUCGAGGGCGACGUCAUCCUCGGUGCGUUGUUCUCCAUCCACCACAAACCUCCAUCCGCUACGGCCUACUCUCGUACCUGUGGGAAGAUACGUGAACACUAUGGCAUCCAGAGGGUUGAGACCGUCCUCAUGACACUGGAUGAGAUCAACGACAAUGACAACAUACUUCCGGGCGUCAUUCUGGGCUGUGACAUCCGGGACUCCUGUUGGUAUUCCGCCAUUGCUCUGGAACAGAGCAUCGACUUCAUCAAGGACGCCAUUGCCAGCAAGACAGAGCCGAAUGGGACGUCAAACGGUGGCAACCAGUCCAGUGAGUGUAAAGAUGGAAACCUGCAACCUAUUGCCGGCCUCAUAGGGCCUGGGUCAAGUGAAGCGAGUAUACAAGUUCAGAAUCUGCUUCAAAUUUUCAACAUUCCCCAGAUAGGCUACUCCGCUACAAGUAUGGACCUGAGCAACAAGCUGCAUAAGUAUUUUCUCCGAGUUGUCCCUCCUGACAACUACCAGGCUCAGGCACUGGUGGAUAUUGUACUUCACUUUAACUGGACUUAUAUCUCAACUAUAAAUUCAGAUGGGAACUACGGAGUGCGGGGCAUGCAGGCAUUCAAGGCUAAGGCGGAAGAGAGGGGUAUCUGUAUCGCCACAACCAACAGUGUGUCCAGCUCUGGAACAGACGAAGAGUUCGACAAGGUUAUUCAAAACCUGAAGAGCAGACCCAACGCUUCUGUAGUGGUCUGCUUUUGUGAGGGGUUGACGAUCAAGGCGCUGCUCAAGGCGAUGGAGAGGAAUGAUGUGGAAGGGAAGUUCCUCUUCAUAGGCAGUGAUGGUUGGGGUAGUCGUGGUGAUGUCGUGGAGGGUGUCGAGAAACUGGCGGCGGGAGGGAUUUCCGUCAGGCUGUACUCGCCUCCUAUCCCUCGCUUUGACGACCACUACGGUAAACUGAGACACGACAACAACACCCGUAACCCGUGGUUCCAGGAAUUCUGGCAGGAGCGGUUCAACUGUUACCUCCCUGGCGACGACAGUGUCCCCCGGAAAAGCACUCCCUGCACAGGAAGCGAGACACUAGAGGGUUCGACUCAGGACUCCAAGCUUGGGUUCGUUGUGACGGCGGUUUAUACUUUGGCCCUCGCACUGGACCGGAUGCAGACUGCUCUGUGUGGUAGAGAGACCCGGGGACUGUGUUCCCAGAUGAAACCCAUCAACGGCACAGUCCUCCUCCAACACAUCCUCAACGUCACCUUCACCACGUACAGCAAUGAAACCUUCUCCUUUGACCACAAAGGUGACCCUCCUGGCAGAUACGACAUCGUGAACUACCAACGGAAUAUUAGCAGCGGGGACAAUGCAACGUACAACUACGUCACCAUCGGCUCAUGGAUAUCCGGGUCACUAGACAUGCGCGAGAAUAUGUUCUGGCCGGGAAAAGACCACGAGAAACCAGUGACCUCUGUCUGCAGCCUGCCCUGUGAGCUAGGUCACGUGAUGCAAGGGAAGGAUAUAGGCUGCUGCUGGGUGUGUACGCCAUGUAAGGACAACGAGAUUGUACGAGACAACGUCACGUGCAUGCCAUGUGACCGUGGCUGGAGACCAAAUUUCGACCUCUCAGAAUGUGAACGGAUACCUAUAGAAUUCACAAGUUGGUCCGAUACUGAAGCUAUUGUUUCCAUGGUGAUGGCGUGUAUUUGCAUCGUGGUAACGCUGUGGGUAUUUUACGUGUUUGUUCGGCACAACGACACGCCGGUGGUGAAGGCGUCGACACGGGAGCUGAGCUACAUCAUCCUACUGGGGACCGUCCUCGCCUACUGCUGCAACUUCGUCUUGGUAGCCAAGCCUUCAAUGGCGUCCUGCUACCUGUCUCGCAUCCUUCCAGGUCUUGCGUUCUCUCUCAUCUAUGGAGCGCUCGUCACAAAAACAAACAGGAUCGCCCGCAUCCUGGAGGGCAGUAAACGUAUCAUGACUAAGAAGCCGCGGUUCAUGAGCGCCUCUGCUCAGGUUGUGAUUACAGGUAUUGUGAUAGGUGUAGAGUGUGUUGUGAUCACGGUGAUGCUGAUCAUUGAGCCGGCGGACGCUCACGUGGACUACAGUAACAACAGGGUGCAGCUGGUGUGCAACAUUUCAACCCUGGGGGUCAUUGUGCCUCUCGGAUUUGACGUCUUCCUCAUCUUCAUGUGUACUCUGUAUGCCAUUAAGACCAGGAACCUUCCUGAAAACUUUAACGAGGCCAAGUUUAUUGGCUUCACUAUGUACACCACCUGUGUUAUCUGGUUAGGCUUCUUCCCCAUCUACUUCGGCGGCGACAGUAAGGUCGUGACGACGUGUAUCUCCAUCACGUUGUCAGCGUCGGUGUCCCUGGUGUUGCUCUUCUUCCCGAAGGUGUACGUCAUCGUUUGGUCGCCUGAGCGGAACACACGUGGUGCGUUCACAACGUCACGUGACGUGCGGUGUCACAUAGGCUCCAAAUCUCUUCCAUCCUGCGACAGCGUCGACAAAAAAGAGAAGAAGUAUGAGGGAUGGUUCAAGUCAGACAUCGGCCGUCCACCUGGAUCUCAGCAGAGCGACAAGCCAGGGGUGAAAAGGUCAAGCCUUCCCCCGUCCCAUGCAUCACCCCAACACAGGUGGUUCUGCACACAACGACCAAGUCAUAUCGCGGAAAUGCAGCAGUCCCGUCGAAGGUGCAAUCCAGGCCCUUCGAAGUUCCGGAAACAGAUGUCAGAAGACCUGGACAUGCUGUACUUACCUGCCCUUGAUACCUUCCAGGAGGAGCCGUGUACACCACAGGUUGAAGUCACUUUGAAAAAAGACGUUGAGUGUCAGACCGAGCUGGUCAAUGGGUGUGGUUUGCGACACAGGGCCUCGACUGAUAGUUCUGACUAUGGCGGCCAUAAAAAGGUUCUGGCGUGUUCCCCUCGCUGUUACUCCCCUGUAGUGCAUCACUUUGACAACAACCCCAAGACUCAUGAACGCUGGCCCCUACUGGGGCUGUACUCCGACGAAGAAGGGGACCCUGAAAGGGGAGGGGACAAAGAGGAAGAAAUUUUGGAUAAAGGCAGCGACUCCGACCUUAGUUAUUUAGAGGACAUGCAGUGUCUUGAAGCAGCAGUGCAUGGUGUAGACUACAAACACAGGAAAGACUCUCCCGUCAAACGUUUGAUGUCUGCCACCCCCUCAGAAAUCCAUUCCCUGUCUCCCUUGUCCACCCCUCGUGAUAAAAUUUCUCCUUUCUGCGUCUCCCCCGGGUCCCCCAGCCAGCCUUCCACCCUCUCCGCCAACGGUCCCCCUAGCCUCUCUGCCCCCUGUGCCUCCACCGUUACCCGCCCUGGUUUCAGCGCCUUCAGCAGCCAAGACUCCAUCUCCGGGGGCGAUGGGACAUUCCACAGCCUCCUGAGUCUGACCGGCAGCAUAGCGUCCGCCCGUACACCUGAAGAGGUGUCUGUAUUUUCACUGUCCCCACUGGACACGGAAGAGAGACGCAUGUUAGACUUCCAGCAGUAUCUCCAGACCAGGGGACUCAAAUUGGACAUGUCGUCAGUACAGACAAGUGACUUAUGACACCACAUGAUGUAGGUCUUGUCUCUCAGCUACUUAUCCACAACCCACGUUAAGACAUCGCAUGAACUUGGUCGUGUCUGUGAACAUAUACACUUCACCCUCGUCACGACGCUGCACGAAGUAGGUCUUG
Messenger RNA from Haliotis rubra (blacklip abalone), 4591 nucleotides. Its product is annotated as metabotropic glutamate receptor 1-like. The record is from RefSeq and is a predicted model, not a curated record. The transcript is spliced from 9 exons. Gene Ontology annotation, molecular function: G protein-coupled receptor activity involved in regulation of postsynaptic membrane potential; adenylate cyclase inhibiting G protein-coupled glutamate receptor activity. NCBI's taxonomy places the organism in Eukaryota, Metazoa, Mollusca, Gastropoda, Lepetellida, Haliotidae. The coding region runs from base 766 to 4461 and encodes 1231 amino acids. Gene Ontology annotation, cellular component: postsynaptic density membrane. Gene Ontology annotation, biological process: regulation of synaptic transmission, glutamatergic; G protein-coupled glutamate receptor signaling pathway.